Messenger RNA from Adelges cooleyi (spruce gall adelgid), 3357 nucleotides. It is a transcript of the gene pug, whose product is annotated as C-1-tetrahydrofolate synthase, cytoplasmic. Gene Ontology annotation, biological process: tetrahydrofolate interconversion. The coding region runs from base 297 to 3089 and encodes 930 amino acids. The transcript has 16 exons. Lineage: Eukaryota; Metazoa; Arthropoda; Insecta; Hemiptera; Adelgidae. Gene Ontology annotation, molecular function: ATP binding; methylenetetrahydrofolate dehydrogenase (NADP+) activity; methenyltetrahydrofolate cyclohydrolase activity. Gene Ontology annotation, cellular component: cytosol. The record is from RefSeq and is a predicted model, not a curated record.
UUAAUGGGUUUUAAUUAGUAUUCAAAACCCAAGUUUUAUCUCGGUUCUGUUUGCUUUGCGAUUUAAACCAAAUUAAUGACUGUAAGUUAUAUAUAUAUCUCUAUAUUAUAGAUAAGAAAAAGUGAGGCAACCGGUGAUAAACAGUACAUGCUUUCGUCCAACAGGUUAUUAUUAUAGAAAUGGUAAUUUUGUGGUUAUUUAAUUUAAAUUCGUACACUAGUCACUGACCGGUAACAUUCCAUUUAGUAGUGUAUUUUUAUGUGUAUAGUGUUUGAAUACUUAACGUUUUUUACACAAUGUCCGAGACAAAAAUCUUGUCAGGCACAGAAUUGGCCAAGGAAAUCAAGAUAUCCUUAAAAGAACAAACGGAUGCUUUAGCAACCAAGUUCAAUGGAUUCUGUCCACAAUUAAAAAUUAUUCAGGUAGGUGGUCGUGAUGAUUCUAAUGUUUACAUCCGAAUGAAAUUGAAAGCGGCUUCUGAAGUUGGUGUAAAUGCAUCCCAUGUAUCUUACCCCAAUACAAUAACACAAAAUGAGCUUUUGGCUGAAGUAAAUAAAUUUAAUGCCGAUCCAAAUGUUCAUGGUAUAAUUGUCCAAAUGCCUUUAGACUGUGUGGAAAAUAUUGAUUCACAUUUAAUUACGAAUGCAGUUUUACCGGAAAAAGAUGUUGAUGGUUUGAAUAUUAUAAAUGAAGGCAGAGUAGCUAUUGGUGAUUUGUCUGGCUUAAUUCCUUGUACUCCAAAUGGUGUUAUUCAAUUAAUAAAAAAGUGUGGCAUAGAAAUCGCAGGGUGUAAGGCAGUCGUGCUAGGACGUAGUAAAAUUGUUGGUGCCCCUGUUGCAAACUUAUUGUUAUGGCACAAUGCUACAGUUACAAUUUGCCAUUCUAAAACUAAAAAUAUUAGUUUAGAAGUAUCCAAGGCUGAUAUUUUAGUAGUAGCUAUUGGUAAGGCAGAAUUUGUACAAGGAUCAUGGAUCAAACCUGGUGCCGUAGUUAUUGACUGUGGAAUCAAUUCAAUACCUGACACCUCGAAGAAAUCUGGUUAUCGUUUGGUGGGAGAUGUCCACUACCCGUCAGCUUCUCAAGUGGCUGCUGCAAUAACUCCGGUUCCUGGCGGUGUUGGUCCUAUGACAGUAGCUAUGCUAUUGUCAAAUACUGUACAAGCUGCUACGAAAGUCAUUAAUUCAAUUUCUAAUAACCAAUGGAAUUUAAGUGAUCUCCCUCUAAAAUUAAAACGACCUGUGCCUAGUGAUAUUGAAAUUGCUAGAAACCAAGAACCUAAGGAUAUAAUGCAGUUGUCUAAAGAAGUAGGCUUACUUGAUUGUGAAGUAAGUUUGUAUGGUAGAAAAAAAGCCAAAAUCGAACUAUCUGCUUUUGAGCGUUUAAAUAAUAGGGGAAAUGGAAAAUAUAUCGUCGUUACUGGCAUUACUCCAACUUCUCUUGGUGAAGGAAAAAGCACUACAACGGUUGGACUUGUACAAGCGUUAGCAGCACAUUGUAGUAAAAAUACGAUAGCCUGUCUAAGGCAACCAUCUCAGGGUCCAACAUUUGGCAUCAAAGGUGGUGCAGCAGGAGGAGGAUAUUCUCAAGUGAUACCGAUGGAAGAUUUUAAUCUCCAUUUGACUGGUGAUAUACACGCCAUUACCGCAGCAAACAAUUUGAUGGCAGCACAAAUUGACGCUCGUAUGUUCCACGAAGCUACCCAAAAGGAUCAAGCUCUGUUUGACCGGCUCGUGCCUACAGUAAAUGGAACACGAGUGUUUACACCCAUACAAUUAAACAGACUUAAGAGACUUGGAAUUGAAAAGACUGACCCAACUUCAUUUUCAUCAGAAGAGAUCAAUAAAUUUGCAAGAUUGAAUAUUGAUCCAGAUACUAUAUCUUGGAAUAGAGUAAUCGAUACAAAUGAUCGUUUUCUCCGUAAAAUAACAAUUGGCCAGUCAGCAACUGAAAAGGACCGUACCAGGCAAACGUGUUUUGAUAUCACUGUGGCCAGUGAGCUAAUGGCUAUCCUGGCAUUAGCUAAGAACAUGAACGACCUAAAGAACAGGCUAGCCAAUAUUGUUGUAGCUCAAGACACAAAUGGUAAUAACGUCACUGCUGAUGAUUUGGGUAUGACUGGUGCAAUGGCUGUGUUACUGAAAGACGCUGUUAAUCCAACCCUAAUGCAGACACUUGAAGGAACACCUGUAUUAGUGCACGCUGGUCCUUUUGCCAAUAUUGCACAUGGAGCCUCUUCUAUUUUGGCCGAUUUAUUGGCUUCAAAAUUAGUAGGCCCUAAUGGUUAUGUAGUGACUGAAGCAGGGUUUGGAUCAGAUAUUGGAAUGGAAAAAUUUUUCAACAUUAAAUGCAGAUAUUCUGGUCUAAUACCAAAUGCAAUAGUGUUGGUGUGCACAGUUCGAGCUUUAAGAAUGCACGGCGGAGCUGCUGUUAGUAUUGGAAAAUCAGUGACCAUCGAAGAAAGAGAAGAAGCAUUACGUAAAGGGGUGGCCAAUUUGCAAAAGCACAUUAGUAACGGUGUUAAGUAUGGUGUCCCUAUAGUAGUAGCAAUAAAUGCUAUGAAAACAGACACAGAAAACGAAUGGAAAAUUAUUAAAGAUGCCAGUCUUCAGGCAGGUGCAGUAGAUGCUAUUUUAAGUACUCAUUGGGAAGACGGUGGAUCAGGAGCUGUAAAAUUAGCCCGAACCGUUAUCGAUGCUUGUCAACAGCCAUCACAAUUCAAGUUUUUAUAUCAAUUAAAUAUGCCAUUACAACGCAAGAUAGAAACAAUUGCCACAGAAAUGUAUGGUGCCAAAGCUGUAGAAUUUUCUGAGAAAAUUCUAAACAAAUUAAACAUUUAUGAAUCCAAGGGUUACGGUAAUUUACCAGUGUGCAUGGCUAAGACAGCUUUAUCGUUGAGCGGUGAUCCCAGUAUCAAAGGUGUUCCCGUAGAUUUCACUUUACCUAUAAUGGAUGUUUAUGUGUCUGCAGGAGCUGGAUUUGUUGUUGCUAUAGCCGGAGAAAUCACUAAAAUGCCUGGUCUGCCAACACGUCCGAGCAUCUACGAUAUUGACUUGAAUACUGAAACCGGAGAAAUAAUUGGUUUGUUUUAGGUGAUGUUUACUAUCAGCAUUGUUAAUUAUAUCACUUAUUAAUUGCACUUGUUAUUAUUCAUAAUUCAUAAAUUUUGUUAGUAUUGUUUUUUUAUUAGCUAUAAAAAAAAAAAAAAUUAAAAAACAAACAGAUAUUUGGAAAAUUAUUUCAUUGUAUAUAAAAUUCAUUAAUGUAGUUUUUUCAUACAUCCCAGUUUUUGAGGUGAUCAAUUGUCAAUUGUAUAAUAGUUAAUAUUAUCUGACACUUUUAUUAUAGUUUUAUAUUUUG